AGAUCACAACUUGACAUAUAAACUUAACCCCGAAUUUUAACACUUAAAACUUAAUAGUCGUACAUUAAUUGUUGAUGUUACAAUUAGUUAGACCAAAAUUACGUGUAUCAAUAAAGAUUCUUGUAAACAAAAUGAACGAAGUAAAAGAAAUUCGAAAUAUUUCAGAAGGUUUAGCAAAUAUUAAAACUAGUGGAAAAGUAUUUUAUAAUCCCGUACAGGAAUUCAAUCGAGAUUUAAGUAUUUCAGUCAUAUCUACAUUUGCUAAAGAAUAUUUUAUCGAAAAAAAAGGUAAAGAAAAAGAAUUUGUUUUGAAUCCUAACGAAUUUGAAAUUAGAACAGCCGGUGAUAAAUACGAAGAUGGUUUGUAUAUUUUGGAAGCUUUAUCAGCUACAGGUUUGAGAAGUAUUAGAUACGCCAAAGAAAUACCGGGUGUUCGAGAAAUCGUAGCCAACGAUUUUUCUGCGAAAGCAGUGGAAGAUAUUAAAAAUAACGUUCGAUUUAAUGACAUUGAGCAUUUAGUGACGCCAAAUCAUGAAGACGCAACAAUUUUAAUGUACCAACAUAGAAAACAUAAUCGAUUCGACGUUAUCGACUUGGACCCGUACGGUUGCCCGUCGAUGUUUUUAGAUUCGGCAAUACAAGCCGUCAACGAAGGCGGUUUACUACUAGUUACCGCCACCGAUAUGGCGGUUUUAGCCGGUAAUUCUCCUGAAACUUGCUACUCCAAAUAUGGCGCCAUUUCCAUUAAAACAAAAAGUUGCCAUGAAGUAGCCUUGCGGAUACUAUUGCAGUGCAUAGAAUCCCACGCCAACCGUUACGGUAGAUAUAUUGUACCAUUAUUAUCGUUAUCCGCCGAUUUUUACAUAAGGGUGUUUGUUAGGGUCUAUUCUGGAGCUCACAAAUGUAAAUAUUCAACUAGUAAAUUGUCUCACGUGUACCAAUGUACCGGUUGCGACAGUUUCACCCUUCAACCCUUAGGUAUAAUUAAAAUGAACGACAAAAACGUUAAGUUCAAAAUACCUACCGGACCGCCGGUUUCCCAUAAAUGCGAACAUUGCGGACAACCUCAUCACAUCGGCGGUCCGAUUUGGUCGGCCCCUUUACAUUCCCCGGAAUUUGUACGACAAGUUUUAGACGAGGUCCGUGACAAUUUUGGUACGAUACGUCGAAUACGGGGCGUUCUAAAUGUCAUUCGAGAAGAAUUAAUCGACGCUCCCCUGUAUUAUACUUUAGAAAAAUUGUGCGGUACCAUACACGUUGAACAGCCUCAAAUGAUGUCGAUCAGGUCAGCCAUUUUGAAUGCAGGAUAUAGGGUAUCCUUCACCCAUAUGAAUCCUACCUCUAUAAAAACAGACGCUCCCACUAAAGUCAUUUGGGAUAUAAUGAGAUGUUGGGAAAAAACUCGCCCGGCUUCGAAAAAAAGACUCAUAGAAGGUUCCCCUGCAUUUUGUAUCCUAUCGAAAGAACCGGAGAAGGAAUAUUCGUUUAAACUGCAUCCAGCAGCUAAUCCAGAAUCGAAAAAAUUGAGACUAGUGAGGUUUCAAGAGAAUCCUUUACCACAUUGGGGACCUGGAUUUAAAAAUACCGCGAUGAUAGGUGAUCAAAAAAUCUUGAAGAGUCAAAGGAACCAGGGGAAGAGGAAAAAAGAAGGAGCCGAUUGUACGGAACCGAAAGAAAAAAAAUGAUAUUUUGUAACUUUAUCGUAAUAAAUUUGAAGUUUAAUAUUUAA
Molecule: messenger RNA, 1729 nt
Organism: Diorhabda carinulata
Lineage: Eukaryota; Metazoa; Arthropoda; Insecta; Coleoptera; Chrysomelidae
Gene: Trm1
Product: tRNA (guanine(26)-N(2))-dimethyltransferase
Exons: 8
Coding region: 75-1685 (536 amino acids)
Biological process (GO): tRNA N2-guanine methylation
Cellular component (GO): nucleus
Molecular function (GO): RNA binding
Source: RefSeq, a predicted model, not a curated record